Messenger RNA from Alternaria postmessia, 1098 nucleotides. RefSeq lists its product as uncharacterized. Bases 1 to 1098 code for a protein of 365 amino acids. Gene Ontology annotation, biological process: carbohydrate metabolic process; mitotic sister chromatid cohesion. The transcript has 3 exons. Gene Ontology annotation, cellular component: extracellular region; NatA complex. Lineage: Eukaryota; Fungi; Ascomycota; Dothideomycetes; Pleosporales; Pleosporaceae. The record is from RefSeq and is a predicted model, not a curated record. Gene Ontology annotation, molecular function: cellulose binding; acyltransferase activity, transferring groups other than amino-acyl groups.
AUGCAGUCUUCACUGAACAAUUGGCUGAAGAAGCCAAGUCAGGACAGCCAACCUGGACAACCCCCAAAUGCUCCUCCAAUUGUGUCGCCAAGGACGAACCGACCGCCACCUCCCCCAAAGUCAGUUUCAGCGCCUACGCGCGUGCCCUCCAACACAACGCCUACGCCCUCAGCAAUGGAGAACUGGAAUGACAUACCUGACGACUUCCUCCAAGCCCCCUCAAGACCGCGGUCCAAGAAAAGCCCUCGUCCGUCUCGAGCAGUCACGCCUGCCAUCUCGCGCAUACCUUCGCCCAUUUCCCUCUCCCCUCAGCAACCCGCCAUUCCGCACCUCUUCGCCCUACGUCCUCUGCCGCCCAACGUCCAACUCGUACCCCUUUCCGAAGACUUGCUGCCAUCAUUCAAGCGCUUGAAUACCCUCACUCUCCCUAUAUCCUAUCCGGAGACCUUCUACAAAGAGACUAUGACGGAGCCACACCAUGGCAUUACCCUUGUGGCAGUGUGGCACUCUUCGCCUACCAAUGCCAGCUCGACAUCGCCUGCAGAGAAGCCAAACCUCGUUGGUGCCGUUCGAUGUCGCAUACUGCCUUCCUCGCAAUUAUACAUUUCUACCAUUGGUGUCCUGGCUCCCUACCGCACCCACGGCAUUGCCAUGCAUCUUCUACAGGCUGUAGUGAAGAAGGCCGUCGAGCUUCAUAGUGUGCGCUGUGUCACGGCGCACGUGUGGGAGGCCAACGAGGAAGGCAUGGAGUGGUACAAGAAGCGGAACUUCGAGAUACUCGAGAAAGAAGAGGGCUAUUAUAGAAAGCUGAGGCCGCAGGGUGCUUUCCUUGUCAGGAAAUGGAUUGGCACCACUAUCAAAACAACGACAAAAUCGACGGUAAAGCCCACCAAGACCACCACUGAAGAGGUUGGCCCGAGCAGCACCAGAUGCCCUGUCCCUCUCUACUACAAAUGUGGAGGCUGGGAUGGUGGUGUUCCUUGGGCUGGUUGCACAGUAUGUGUCAAGGGAGCAACCUGUGUGGUUCAGAAUGAAUGGUACUCCCAGUGUGUAGCAGACGACAGCCUUUUGAACGAGAGCCCUGUAGAGGAAGAGUAA